Molecule: messenger RNA, 1776 nt
Organism: Carassius carassius (crucian carp)
Lineage: Eukaryota; Metazoa; Chordata; Actinopteri; Cypriniformes; Cyprinidae
Product: mediator of RNA polymerase II transcription subunit 26-like
Exons: 3
Coding region: 60-1454 (464 amino acids)
Biological process (GO): regulation of transcription by RNA polymerase II; positive regulation of gene expression
Cellular component (GO): nucleus; core mediator complex; mediator complex
Molecular function (GO): transcription coregulator activity
Source: RefSeq, a predicted model, not a curated record
GUUUUGUAAGGAUGUGUUCCUGAUGCAGCGAGUCUUGCAGUGGAUGUUUUUCAAAGACAAUGAAAAGAGCUUCGUCAAGACCUCAUCAACUCAAAGAGCAGCUCCUUCAGGCCAUCGAUGGUCAAAAUAGUAUACAGAACACAAUGGCUGUGUUGGAUGUGAUUUGCUGCUUGGAAAAAUACCCCAUGACUAAAGAGGUUUUAGUGGAAACCAGGCUUGGAAAGUUGAUCAAUGAUGUGAGAAAAAGGAGCACAGAUGAAGAUCUUGUUAAACGUUUAAAAAAUCUUAUAAGACGUUGGCAGAGGCUGGUUGAAGUACAUGAAGUCACAGCCAAAGAGCUCUCUGGUUUUGCAGACAAUUUGACUUCCGCUGAAUGCAUUCCUGGGUCAACACAAACCCCUAUUGAAAAUGACAGCAGAACUCUUUUUCACAGUACUAUGGGUGAGAGGACUGGUUCUGUACCAGAUAAAACCAUUACAUAUCCAAACAAUUUUAGAAAGAGUAAAAUACCCGUCCGUGCAAUCAAACCAUAUUCCUCGUCCAUCAAGCAUUUACAACAGUCCACAAGCUGGAGAACAUCUCUGUCCAAUCAUCAUUCCCAAAAUACCAUUAUCAAAGACCAGCACAAGUCUGAAAGAAACACCGCCUCUGUCAGUCACAGCAACGAAAAGCACUUUUUGGUGGCCAAGGAACCAGCACAAUCCACUUCCAUUACCUCUGAUCUACCGAAUUCAUCCAUCCAGGAUCCAUCCAUAAAGCUACAACAGCCUUCAGACCUCCUCAACAUACUCAAACCUGCCUCACUAAACAGUGAUCUCGAUGAGGUCUCCAGCACAGUGACAGACACAAACAUAAGGGGUUGUGAGGAUAAGACGAGGAAGAAACAGCAAAACAGUCACACUGUCAAACUCGAUGGAGAGGACGGUACCAAACCGGCACAACUGCAAGCAGGCAAACUAGCAUACAACACUCAUUCUCAACAAAUCAAACCUAUAUCAAGCAUAACAUUUACAGAAGAAUGCCAGAGAUCAACAGGAAGUGGAAUCCAGGAUUUGAAAAACAGCCUUCGAUCAUUCCAACAGACAAACUGGAGAGAGAUGCCUCAAAGUAAGAUGAUUCAGAAUAGCUUACUGAUUUCAGAAAAGUCAACGAUGAGCUUUUCUGUGGGUGAGAGCAUCAAGCAACACAUAAAGAAGAACUCAAAAGAGUGCAGAAAACCUCAUGGGUUUAUACCAGCGUUCCCUGUGACAGACCUUCCAGGGGUCAGCCGAGAGGUCACCGAGCGAGACCUCGUCAGGUUACGCAGUCAGCGAUGGCAUGGUGUGAAUGGCUGUUACGAUGACCAGAAUAUCUGGUAUGACUGGACUCAGUCCAUCACUCUGGAUCCAUACGGGGAUGGGAGGAAAUUUAAGAUUAUGCCUUAUGUUGGCAUAGAUUACAGACAGAGUUUUUAGAGGCAUGUUGUGGAUUCACAACCAUGUCCUGUGUGUUUUUGUUCUGCUUCUCUGUUCUUUGUGCUCCAUUGCACUGCUGUGGCAAAAUAAUUAUUAGUAUAGUAGUUUGAAAGCAAUAAGACAAUAACUUCAUUGUCAGCAAGAAAUCUCAAAUGAACAUAUAAAACCACCAUGUACACUAGUCCAAAGUUUGGAAUUAAUAUUUAUUUUCACCAAAGCUGCAUUUAUUUAAUCCAAAAUACAAUGAAAACAGUAAUAUUGCAAGAAAUAUAUAAAGAAUUAUAAAUAACUUCUUCCUGUUGGAAUGUUUCAGUCUUCAGUC